Delphinapterus leucas (beluga whale) is the source of this 1272-nucleotide messenger RNA. The record is from RefSeq and is a predicted model, not a curated record. Lineage: Eukaryota; Metazoa; Chordata; Mammalia; Artiodactyla; Monodontidae.
AUGGCCUUUUCUGAACUCCCAGACUGAGUGGGCAGCCUGGGCAGGUUCCACGUUCUCCAGAUGGUGGCCCUUGUGGUCCCCAUCAUGUGGCUCACCACUCAGAAUAUGCUGGAGAAUUCCUCGGCCGCCAUGCCCAGCCACCAUGGCUGGGCGCCCCUCCUGGACAACAGCACUACCCAGGCCAGUGUCCCCAGGGCCCUGGACCCUGAGGCCCUCCUGGCCGUCUCCAUCCCACCGGGCCCCAACCACGAGCCCCACCAGUGUCUCCGCUUCCGCCAACCACAGUGGCAGCUCCUGGCAACUCCUGCAGCCACCAACUGGAGCGAGGCUGCCACGGAGCCACACGUGGAUGGCUGGGUCUAUGACCGCAGCACCUCCACCAUCGUGGCCAAGGGGGACCUGAUGUGUGACUCCGAGGCCCGGAAGCCCACGGCCCAGUCCAUCUACCUGGACGGGAUCCUGGUGGGAGCUGCUGUGUGCCGCCAAGCCUCUGACAAGUUUGGACUCAGGCUGGUGCUGACCUGGAGCUACCUUCCGAUGGCCAUGUGGGGCACGGCAGCCGCUUUCCUCCACACCUUCACCGUGUACUGCCUCUUCCGCUUCCUGGUGGCCUUCGCCGUGGCGGGCGUCAUGAUGAACACCGGCACUCUCCUGACGGAGUGGACAUCGGCGCAAGCCCGUGCCUUGGCAAUGACUCUGAAAGCCCUGGGCUUCAGCUUGGGCCAGGUCCUGAUGGCCGCAGUGGCCUACGGCGUGCGCGACUGGGCACUGCUGCGGCUGGCGGGCCCUGCCCCCUUCUUCCUCUGCUUUGUGUACCCCUGGUGGCCGGCAGGCUCAGCACGGUGGCUCCUCCUUACGGGCCGGCUGGAGAGGGGCCUGCGGGAGCUACAGAGGGAUGCUGCCGUCAACGGCAGAGCAGUGCGGGACGCACUGACCAUCGAGGUGAGGCGGAGCUGGGCCUUCCCCCUUGAAUCUCUCUUUCACGUGGUCUCAGGGCUGCCCAGGAUGACCGCAGUGGGCCUGGGCCAGACGGCAGCCCGAGGGGGAGCCAUCCUGGGGCCUCUGCUCCGGCUGCUGGGUGUACACGGUGCCUCCCUACCCCUGCUGGUGUACGGGGCGGCGCCAGUGCCGAGCGGCCUGGCUGCACUGCUGCUGCCCGAGACCCAGAGCCUGCCACUGCGCGACACUAUCCAAUAUGCGUGGAGCCAGGCAGUAAAGAAGGCAACACACAGCACCCAGGGGUGUCCUGUUCUGAAAUCCACACGACCUUAG